Megachile rotundata (alfalfa leafcutting bee) is the source of this 2482-nucleotide messenger RNA. RefSeq names its product UFM1 specific peptidase 2 (gene Ufsp2). The record is from RefSeq and is a predicted model, not a curated record. Gene Ontology annotation, biological process: proteolysis. Lineage: Eukaryota; Metazoa; Arthropoda; Insecta; Hymenoptera; Megachilidae. Gene Ontology annotation, molecular function: deUFMylase activity. Gene Ontology annotation, cellular component: nucleus; endoplasmic reticulum.
UUGGAAUAAUUUUAUAUAAAAAACAAGUUUAUUACUUGAUUACUGAAAUGGCACCACAAUUGAAAAUUUUAUCCAACGUUAUAGAGCGAUUAAAAAACAUAAAUGAAGGAGUAACAGGUCACUUGUAUGGCGUUAUGUAUAAUAAUACAUUAACGGUCUUAACAUUUAGCAUAAAUGUAGUAGAUGAUACUGAAGUCAAUAUAAAUCAUACAACGUUACAAUUACACAUGCCAGCAGAGGUAUAUCUUUGCGGAAUAUUACAUGUUGGACAAUGCGAAGAAAAAUUACCUGAUUCGUUUCAGGAUAUUGAUAUCACAGAUAAUCCACUAUUUUUUAAAUAUACACAUAAUAGUUCCAAGAUAGAUGCAUAUUUUUAUAUUCACCAAAAACUCGAAGCUGUUGAUGAUAUAAAUGUCAUUAAUGAAAAUGAUAUUUAUCAAGAAUUUACGUAUAUAAGACUAAGAGGAAGCUUACCUUUAAUUAUGCAAAAUGGUAACAUAGUAGAAGUAUUAGAAGAAACAAGGAAAAAUAUUGCAUCAGGAAAGAUAGGAAUUCAGUUUCCAUCAAAAAAUACUUUUCUUUUCAAUAACCAGAAUGAUCUAAAAGAUAUAUCCCUGAAGGAACUUUUAGAUACAUCUGAACCUUAUGAAGGAAAUAAAAAUGUAAAAAAAGGCAUGAUGCAAGCAACAGGAGUUGUGGAUGCAGUGAAUGCUAAUAUACUUUUAAGGAUCUCUGGGGAUAGAUUAUCAGAGGAAAAUAUUAAAUGUGCUCCAGUUCUUCAAUAUGUAAAAAGGCCAUUUAAUAGUGUGGAAUGUAAUUUGCUAAUUGAUACAUUAUCCUUGGCCAAUUUCAACAUGAGCUCUGCAGACUUAUAUGGAGUAUUGGUAGAAUCUAUAUGUCGAAAUAUUAAGUUGAUAGAAAAAUGUUUUGAAGAUCAGCUCCAAAAUUCAGAAAUUAUGAAACUUGCAAUAUCCAAUCACUAUAAGCCUCAGAAUUUUGGACAUUUACUUACAAUUGUUUAUCCAAAUGGUUAUACUGAUAAAGAAACAAUGAAAUACCGCGAGAGUUUACAUAGAAUUUUAGGAUUAGAUAUGACUAAACCUUAUUUUCGUUACGGAAAUGCUGUUAAAUUUUGCAAUGAUUCACAAGUAGAAAACAUAUUAUUUAACCCUCAUGAAGCAAUUCAACAAAAUUAUGACACAGCAAAUAAUAGUCGUAAAAUAGGUAUUGUACAAGGUCUAUAUGCAUAUCAUCAUUACAUGCAAGAUAACUUUGAUGAUAAUGGUUGGGGAUGCGCAUAUAGAUCGUUACAAACGAUUGUUUCGUGGUACAGAUUGCAAGGUUAUACUGAUACACCAAUCCCUUCUCAUAGUGUAAUACAGAAAUGUUUAGUGAACAUAGGAGACAAACCUUCCAAUUUUAUUAAUAGCAAACAGUGGAUUGGUUCCACAGAAGUAGGUUUUGUAUUAGAAAGUCUAUUAGGUGUCAGUGUUAAAGUACUCUGUGCAUCAACAGGUGAAGAAGUAUCAAUGUUAGCUCCAAACCUUCUGCAUCACUUUCAGAUACAAGGCACACCAGUAAUGAUUGGUGGUGGAGUAUUAGCUCAUACCAUUUUGGGAGUUAAUUACGACGAAGUUACCGGGGAUGUAAAAUUUUUAAUUUUAGACCCACAUUAUACAGGUUCAGAACAUUUACCGACUAUAAUAAACAAAGGUUGGUGUGGAUGGAAAACAAAAGAUUUUUGGAAAAAGGAUGCAUUUUACAACAUGUGUCUUCCUCAAAGACCAGUGUGCAUAUGAUCAUGUUAAAGCAACAAUUCAAAGCAAAUUAUAUACCGUUACAAUGGCAGUGUUCAGAAAUACGUGUCAGGUAGUGAGUUUAAAAUAAUUUAGUAUACAAGUGCUGCAUAUGAAAAAUAAUAUUAAAUUGAACAUGCAACUUUUGGAUACUGUAUUUUAUUAAAAGAUUAUUUUUAUCUAAACAUUGGUAUUUAUAAUUUUUGUACUGAAAUGCAUUAUUGCACUGUUUUUGUUCCAUAGUUUAUAUUAGUAUAUAUCACAUGCAUUUUAACUUUGCCAAAUAACUUCUAAAAUAUGUUAUUCAAUACUAGGUGGAAGUAAAAUAUUCAUUCCAAUUUUUAUAUUAAUAUUUUAAUACUUUUUAGUAUACAAAUUUGAAAAUCAUUGUCAGAUAAGAAGCCAUAUAUGUUAGCGAAUACUUUCUGACUUUUACUGCUGUCUGUUUCCUAAAUGGAACAUUUUUUAAUGUAAAUUUUUAAUUUAUAUAAACUUUUAAUGCACUUGUAGUUGGAAUAAUUAAUAUAUAAAUUGCUAAGCUAAUAAAAAGGUUUAAUGUAAUUGUAUUAAAACACAUGUAACAUAUUCAAAAUGUAUUUAUUAUAACAUCAAUGUCAAAAUAGGCUGUUAUGUUUCUAUAUAACAUAAUUUCUUGAAUAUGUUAAUAAAUUUCACAACUACUUUUG